Molecule: messenger RNA, 1962 nt
Organism: Neurospora tetrasperma FGSC 2508
Lineage: Eukaryota; Fungi; Ascomycota; Sordariomycetes; Sordariales; Sordariaceae
Exons: 4
Coding region: 1-1962 (653 amino acids)
Source: RefSeq, a predicted model, not a curated record
AUGACUUUCUCCUUCUGGUCCUCCGCCUUCACGGCGCAGACCCAACGCCUCGCGUUGCCGACCAUUGCUGACAUCAAGGCAAUGGCCAUCGCAUCCUUUGCCGCAUCAAGCGUCGCUCAUGUGUCCAUUUUCACUGAGACCUUUCAGAUCCCCAACAUCCUCAGCACCCCUCAAGAAUUUCAAACACUCUCCCUCAUUGACUCGUGUCAGGAAGGCGGCCUGAUCGACAACAUCACGAAAGCUCGGCGCAUGAACGCUAUCAUCGAUACCACCCUCAGGGACAUCACAUCCACUGACGUCAACAAAACAGCUCACGAGUCCAAUAUUGUCGACAAUCGCAAGAAUACCACCCAGUCAACCGACGCUCAAGCUACCGCGCCUCUCAUCAUCGAGGACAACAAGUCUGCUCAAGUAGUCGAAGUCUCUCACCAAGACGAUCUCAUCCACAAUGUUAACACCGUCACUAACGACAAUCGCGACGCCACUUCACGCAUCGCUGAUGAGGAGCUUUUCAUCAGGGAGGAGAAUGAGACGCAUAUCUAUCAACAUAUCUUCCCCAUUAUGGACAUCAUCGAGGUUGACAACUCCAAAGACCAUAUCUACCACCACGUCCUCCCCAUCAUCGACAUUGUCGAGGUCAACAGCUCCAUGGCUUCCAAAAUUGCCGACGUCGCCGAAGUUGACGACAUGGGCGCCUCCGCCUCAAGUAUCGGCCACGACUUCGAGCGCUUUCUGAGGGAGGAUAAGAUGAAGUGGGUGCAUGCCGUCGCCAAUCAACCCGAACUGUGCCACUCGAUCUCCAAGACCAAGAAGCAAGCCAUCGAGGUCACCAAGCAAAGCACUCCAGUCAACAAGGCCAUCGCUUCCGACAACAAGCUUUUGACCGACAAGAAGACUGAGAACAUCAGCUCCGAGAAGGUAGUCGACACUGGAAUCGUCUCCCUUCACCAUAAUCGCAGGUUGUCUAAUGACACCAACUCGUCAACCGAGACGGACAACACUACCAAUAGCGAUGCGAGCAGAGCCACCACUCCGGAUACGCCCGAAACGGUGUACUCCACCCCGGACACCAACAAAGUCAACAACAAGAUUGACGAUCCCGCACUGGCAAACAUCAACGAGCUCAAGCAAGCCGACAAGAGCCAAUCGCCUAUCGCCCCUCUCGAUACCUCCUCCUUCGGCAACAUGUACAACUACUCCCACCUCUCACCCUCCCAUCUUGAAGUCAUUCUCAUCAUGGAACGCCUCGACCUCAACUGCCGCUAUGUCCAAAUGUCGUGCGGCUACUGGUACGCCCUCGAAGACGACGACGAGAUCCGCCCAAUGUCAAAGGCCGAGUACCAGGAGUUCAUCAACUGGACCAGCCAAACCCCCGUCGUGACCCGCGACGAUUUCGACAAGAAGCAACAAGCGGACGCCGAGGAGGGAGGUCAAGACGGUUUUGUCGACGACGAUUACAACAACCAACCCAUCGAACUUAUCGAUCGCACCGAAUCUGCCGACUAUCAACCCACCACCGGCAUCGAAUUUCUCUCAUCCACCGACCUCGCUGACGACGAGGACGAAGACAAUUACCACUCCUCCGACCCCCUUGCAGCCUGGGAAUCCACCCUCGCCAUCUGGAAAGACCCCGAAGACCUCGACGAAGACUGGGGCGUGAUCGGCCUCUUCAACCACCCCGACGGGCAGAAACAAAUCGUGAUUGGCAACGACGAGCAGGUGUACUGGAUGUACGAGGGCAUGUUCCGCUUGCUGGAUGCUCACGAGCUCGAUCAGUUCAAUCGGUGGAGAGACGGGGAUGAAUUUGCUUUUGAUGAGGUGGAGGGCAAGAGGGAGCCGAAGACUUGGGUGAGGGCGGUGCUGGGUAAGCGGAGGAAUAUGAAUAAGUGGUGCGCUUGGAGUUUGGAGAUGGAGAGUAUUGAGGAAGAGGAAGAGGUGGAGGAGGUUUACGAGUGUUGGUGA